AUGGCCUCCCCCAAAACGCCCUCCCCCUCCGCCCCCGACAUCUCGAUCCUAGGCGACCAAGUAACCCUGCACCCAACCGGCUACGAGGAGCCCACCGGCCGGACGCAGGAUGGCGGCGAGCAAGAACAAAACCUCAUCUCCGGGUUCUCGCGCUUCCGCUCGUCCCCCUUCGACUUCCUGCGCGAGAUCUCGCUGCACGUCUCCGGCACCGGCUGGCGCAGCUACGAUCAUGCGGUCGGACAGCCCAUCUUCCACGCGGGCUUUUCGGAGAACAUGAAGAGCGCUGUUAUGGGGACGCCGAUGCUGCAGGCGAAGAUACGGGAGCUGGCGGAGCGGAGGGUUAAGAUGGAGGAGGGGGAGGGGCUGCUUCCUAGUGGGGAGGGUGAGAUGAGGGAGAAGAGGAGGAAGGAGAUUGAGGGCGCGCUGCAGGAGGUCGCGGAAAAGAUGGUGGACGAUAUGAUCUGUAAGAUGGAGAGCAUCCACGUCUCUAGCGAAGAAGUCCUUCGCCUGCGCUCCGUCGCCGAAAAAGCCGCCAAAUCCAAACACUCGAUAAUCUUCCUGCCCUGCCACAAAUCGCACGUCGACUACGUCUCGCUGCAGAUCAUCUGCUACCGGCUCGGGCUAGCCCUCCCCACCGUCGUCGCAGGCGACAACCUCAACAUCCCCCUCUUGGGCUCCUUCCUGCAGCACGCGGGUGCAAUGUGGAUCCGACGCAGCUUCGGCGACGACCAGCUGUACCAGACCGUGGUGCAGAGCUACAUCGACACACUCCUCCAGAACGGCUACAACUUCGAGUGUUUCGUCGAAGGCGGGCGCUCGCGCACAGGGAAGCUGCUCCCCCCGCGCUUCGGCAUCCUCAGCUUCCUGCUCGACAGCGUGCUAAGCGGGCGGGUUUCCGACGCCAUCGUCUGCCCCGUCAGCACGCAAUACGACAAAGUGAUCGAAGUCGACUCCUACAUCUCCGAGCUGCUGGGCCAACCCAAACCCAAAGAAAACCUGCGCGACUUCCUCUCCGCGUCCUCCGUGCUCUCUCUCAAGCUCGGUCGCGUGGACGUCCGCUUCCACGAGCCCUGGAGCCUGCGCGCCUUCAUCCAGACGCAGCAGGACCGCUUCUCCGCCCCGAUCCCCGCGCGCAUCACGGCGCCCCAACCACCGCAGCAGACCGACAUCAAGGUCCGCCUCCUCCGCACGCUCGGCUACAAAGUCCUCUCCGACAUCAACGCCGUCUCGGUCAUCAUGCCCACAGCUCUAAUCGGCACGGUCCUCCUCACCCUCCGUGGCCGGGGCGUCGGCCGCUCGGAGCUAAUCCGGCGCGUGGACCAACUCAGCGCCCGCGUGCGCUCCCGCGGCGGCCGCGUCGCGCACUUCGCCAGCCAGCCGACCUCGCUGGUCGUGGCGCGCGGCCUCGAGGUGCUCGGCCCAGACCUCGUAGGCACCGUCCCCGGGCUGCCGGAGGAGACGUACUACGCCGUCGACAGGUUCCAGCUGAGCUUCUACCGCAACAUGACGAUCCAUCUGUUCGUGCUGCCGAGCUUGGUGUGCGCGGCGCUGUAUACGCGGGUGAAGCUUGGCGGGCCGGCGGAGCAUCAGCGGGUUGAGCGCGGGGAGUUGAGGCAGAAGGUCAGGUUUCUGAGCCAGCUGUUUCGGGGGGAGUUUAUUUUUCCGACGGAGGGGCUGGAGGCGAAUUUGGAGAGGACGAUUGAGGGGUUGAGGGUCGAGGGGGUGGUGGAGGUUUCGGAUGCGGAGGAUGGAAGCGAGUUCGUCGAGCUGAGCGAGCAGGAAAGAGAUGGCGGCAGGGAGAACUUUGACUUCUAUUGCUUCCUUAUCUGGCCGUUUGUCGAGGCUAGUUGGCUGGGCGCGGUGUCGCUGCUGAUGCUUACGCCGCCGCCUCCACCACCGCCAUCUCAGACCCUCCUCGGAGACGCAAGGCUUACAGCGGCAGCCGCUGCGAGCAACCCGCCACUAUCGCCGCCGCGCACCACCCUCCCCCAUCUCGACCAAAACAAAGUCCACAACCGCGCCCAGCUGCUCGGCAAGACGCUCUACCACCAAGGCGACCUGUCCUACUUCGAAGCCGUCAACAUCUCGACGCUCAAGAACGCCUACACGCAGUUUGAAGAAGAAGGCAUCAUCGUCGUCGCGAAGACGAAAGCCGGGCCGGCGACGUUGCGGCUGGCGGAGGAGUGGAUGCCCGAGAGGGGAGGAAACAGCAACGGUGGCGCGGGGGCUGGGAAUGGGAACGGGAACGGAAGCGAGGACGGCGCGCCGGGGAGGAUCUUGCCACGCGGCAAGCUUUGGGAGUUCGCGGAGACGAUCUCGCAGUUCCGGCGGGAAGGAAAGAACCGGAGAGACGGCCGGACGGUCGUGAGUCGGGUCCUCACGCUGGUCGACGUCGUUGGGCGUGGGUUGUGGGAAGAAGCCGCUGCCUCCGCUGCCGCUUCCGCUCCCGCUCUAGGGGCGGCCGAGGCCGGGGCUCAGACGGACGCGGAGGACGAGAAGCCCGGGAAGAGAAAGAAGAAGCGCAGAAAAACAUUGGAGACGCGGGCGCGGCUGUAG
Messenger RNA from Coniosporium apollinis CBS 100218, 2556 nucleotides. RefSeq lists its product as uncharacterized. Gene Ontology annotation, cellular component: mitochondrial membrane. Lineage: Eukaryota; Fungi; Ascomycota; Dothideomycetes. The transcript is spliced from 2 exons. Bases 1 to 2556 code for a protein of 851 amino acids. The record is from RefSeq and is a predicted model, not a curated record.